Molecule: messenger RNA, 1779 nt
Organism: Cyphellophora europaea CBS 101466
Lineage: Eukaryota; Fungi; Ascomycota; Eurotiomycetes; Chaetothyriales; Cyphellophoraceae
Exons: 1
Coding region: 1-1779 (592 amino acids)
Source: RefSeq, a predicted model, not a curated record
AUGGAGCUUGCAGACCCAAGCGCAAAGGAUGAGUUAUACAUAUACGAGCCGCUGGAUUCGAACAAGCACGAGAUUCGGCUGAUCACGCUUCUACCGCGCCUAACAAAGGAGGGCCUCAUCCAAUGCAAGCUGCAACAUGUUACAUUUCUGGGUAAAUCCGAACUAGAGGUCAAGUACUUCGCUCUUUCCUACAUGUGGGGUGACAAUCAGAGCCCAGGUACAAUCCUCAUUAAUGGCAAGAAGCAAAACGUUCAGCCAAAUCUUCACAAUUUCCUGCAAACAUAUCGACGUUGCUACAAGAAACGCAAGGUCUUAUUGACACCGCUCUGGAUCGAUGCGCUGUGUAUUGACCAACGCAAUGUCUUGGAAAGGAACCAUCAGGUUGGCAUCAUGCAAGAUAUCUAUCGUUCCGCCCACGAAGUCGUUGUCUGGCUUGGCCAAGGGAACAAGCAGAUCGAGCGGCUUUGUUCAGCCCCGAACGCAUUCAGGCUAUUUUUCAAGAACUGUGGCGUUAACAGACUACCCGAACCUUGCUGGAACAUAAUAUGGGCAGUCUUCGCACUGCUUCGUGGUGAGCAUGACUUCCAUUCUGCCGCGAGAGACUUUUUAGAGCUUCCAUACUGGACACGGGCAUGGGUCGUACCGGAGAACAUGUUGUCGAGACGGAGAUCUUUCUGGUACGGCGCAAACAGAGUGUCUACGGCUACAAUGCAGCGCAUACUGUACUACGGUCGAUUGUGCAAACCGAGACCCUCCUCUCCGAGUCCCAUGGAAGCAUUCGGGAGACGUGGCAUAGAGGGACUGUUUUCGGCUUUGGUGCGAUUCGAGCGUCAAGACUGCUCCGAGCCUUUUGACCACGUCUAUGCGCUCAUAGGCCUCUCCGCCGAGGACAUACGAUUUCCUGUCGAUUACAACCACCAUCCAGUCGAGCUGCUUAUACACACAAUGGCUGUCUGUUUUCGAGAUGUUGCAAAGGAUCCAAAGAAUAUCGUGGAGCCUCACCGCGCUCUCCAGCGUGUCGUCAAUAGACUGGCCUCUGUGUUAGGAGUGCGGGACGCCAUAGAUCCCACGCAUGCUACCAGAGAUCUGCCGCCGAUUGGAUCUCUCUACCUAAAUUUCCAGGCAAAAUACACCGACGGGCCACCGCUGCUUCGACCUAUGCUCUCGACAGAGCACGAUGCCGCACUAGAUUUCCCUGGUCUCGAAGGUGUUGCUGCGCUACUUCGGUGGUGGCUGAAAAUGAGAAAUGGGACACUCAAAGUGGAGUCGAAUAUAGAGGGACUGCGAAACAGACUUUCAAAAAGGUUUGGGGAGUCCUUUAUACUUCAUCCACUGUUGGAGUCAGAUUCAAUGUUGGUCUUGUCAGACCAUCACGGAGUUCGCGACUUCCGCCACCGACCUAGCGGCUACAAGGCCAUUGUGGGCAGAAUAGCACCGUCAUGGUCCAAGUCUCCUCAGCCUCACCUCCGCUCACCAUCCUUAGACUGUGUGAUAGAUAGUUUUGGCAGUGACGGACUAGAGGGAGCAUAUGUGCAUCCCAGUACGAACAAUCGAGAAGCUGCUGGUCUUGUUAUGGACCAGGCGUCAGAUCUACGUGCGGCAAUGGCGAUAUGGGGGCUGCCUGCGGACGAGCUUGUCAGACCUGCCAUUUUGGCCUUACUAGGAGUCAGGGGAUCACGUUGCGAGCUCGUACCGCUACACAGUAUUGCCGCCGCGUGGGAGCUGGAAAACCCGUACGAUAACGAAUACGACCCGAGCGACUUGGAUAACUCCACCUGA